Messenger RNA from Trichoderma atroviride IMI 206040, 2529 nucleotides. NCBI's taxonomy places the organism in Eukaryota, Fungi, Ascomycota, Sordariomycetes, Hypocreales, Hypocreaceae. The record is from RefSeq and is a predicted model, not a curated record.
AUGCACGCAUCUCGCAGCAUCUGCUCAAGAUGCGCCUCUCAGCUUCACUCACUGCAAACUCGGCGACUCGGUGGCACGGCGCUGUUUGCCUCUUUGAGUGAUGCCGCAGGUCUCCCUAACGCUGCAUCAAACUCAUCAUCAGGGAGACCAGCAACUCACGAUAAACAUGAAGAAGCAUUUGGAAACAAACAACGCAUCUUUAAUGGAGGUUCUGGCUUUGCAAAGAAAGGACCCCUCAGAGCGUCAGAAGAUUCUGCCAUUGCUCUCUUCAAAGACGUAGUCAAUCCAGAGACAAAAACAGCAACACGGCAAUCCUCUCUCCUUGGUGAAUUGGAAAUUGCGGCAAAGAUCAAAGAACUGUCUAAUAGAAAGAUUGAUGUUCUUGAAAAGCUCGAGAUCUUCAAGAAAACCAUUUCGCCACACUUGAAGGGAUACUACGGACAAAUGCCCAAACAAUUACUCCUCUCCGCAACUCAAUUCUUGGAAAAGACUUGCGACGAAGUUGCCGAGCGCGGCGAUACCGGCCACAGCAUCGAGCUCUCCAAGCUUUACAGCAGCAUAGGAAAGACGGAUCUCGAUAUUAGGAAUCAGCUUGUGCUCAACCUCUGCUAUGCCAUCCUCUUUCAGAAGCAAGACUCGGCAGACCGUGCAAAGCUGAUGAAUGAACUCAUCGGCCUAUGGAAACACAUUUCACAGCUUCGACGCAGGAGUCAAGAGCAUGAGUCACUCAAAUUCUCCUUUCCUCAGGUCCAAGAUGUCCGACGAGACAUUGCCGAUGGCAAAGCAACCAAGACGCACCUCCAUCCCACGACAAGGUCAUUGGCCGCUUUAUUCCUCCAAUUCACCCCGGACCAGGCCCGCGACAUCAUCCCAGGCCUCUUGGCGACUGUUGCUGUUCUCUCAGAUCCACGAUUUAUCAGGUCAGGAACAUACCCAGCCAUGGCCCCUCUCUUGAAUCUACUGGCCGUAGCACUUGGGAACAAAGAAGGUGUGCCUGAGUCAUACGUAUCCGGAGUAUUCAGCGAUCGUAUCCGAUUCCCCCAGGCCAAGCUCUCUGAGAUUCAAUCCUACGUUGUCCAGCAAUGGCCCCAAGCGAUUGAGAUGCUGCAGAAAGAAGACGCACCGUGGCGCUCACACUCGUCGCCCAUCUUCAAUGCUCUCCACAUACAGCUCCGGCAGGCAUACGACGCCCGCGACAGCGGCACCGUGUACUCCAUCUGGCAAGACUUCAAGAGCCGCCUGGAACGGAAACCGGGGCUUGCAAAGCAGCUGCGCAACAAUGCUGAAUUCCUUGACUAUUGGAUAUUCGUCUGGUGCGCGUUCCGCCGCCCUAGGGAGUUGCAGGAGACAUUUAGUUUGAUGCAGCGACUGCAGAUAUUCCCUACCAUCAAGACCUAUACGGGAAUGAUGCACGGCUGGAAGAUAUGCAAGGACACAGACAAAAUCGAGGCUCUUUGGGCAAAGCUAGCAGGCUCUGGUAUGACGCUUGAUACCAUCAUCUGGACAGAGCGCAUCUCCAGUCUCAUCGAGGCUGGAAAGCCGCAAGCUGGAAUCGAGGCACUUGCAGAAAUGCUCGCUCUGUGGAAGACAGCAGUUCAGAAUAAUGCUCAGCAUACAGCCGCACAGCCCACUAUUGAAGCCGUCAACGCAGCUUUCAAGGGCCUUAUACAAGUCGACCGCAAAGCCGCCUUUGACGUGCUCAAGUGGGCGGGCCGCGAGCAAAUCGAGCCCAACGUCCGAACCUACAACAUCAUCAUCCGCCAGAGCUUCCGCGAUGGCUCCCCCGACGAAGUGCAGAAUCUGCUCAAGGUCAUGUCCGAGAACAACAUCGAGCCGGACCCCGCCACAUUCACCAUCAUCCUCGAGGAAGUCAUUGGCGGAAUGGGCCUCGCCCCAGCCGCCGACCAAGUCGAAGCCGUCCACCUCGUCUUCCAGGACAUUGCCAAGGCCGGCCUGCGCCCCAACCAGGAAACGUACGGCAAGAUGCUCUACGCCGUGUCGUCGCUCGCCAACGGCACCGACGAGGCCAUCGACGCCGUGCUCCAGCACAUGCGCCAGGACGACUUCAAAGUGACUCCUCACAUGGUCACCAUCCUCAUCGAGCGCGCUCUCAACCGCGACCCACCCAACAUGAAGGACAUUGACACGCUCCUCCUCGAGCACGGCUUCUCCCACGUCGGCGUCGGCGACCAGACCCUCUGGGAGCGCGUCAUGAGCGCAAACGCCAUCACCGGCAACACGGACCGCGCCAUGGCCGUCUUUGAGGACCUGCAAAAGGCGAGACGGCCGGUAACGUCGCUGCCGUGCUUGACGGAUCUGCUGUGGGCGCUGCUGGCGAGCGAGAAACGCGAUGAGGCAAGGCGGGUGGUGGACGUGGUGCUGGAGUACAAGACAAAGGAUCGGGACUGGGAGGGAGAGUCCAAGGACAAUAGGUACUGGAAGCAUCAUUUCUGGUUUUUGGCCGAGGAGAGGGGGUUGCUUGAGGGGAAGGAGGUGCCGGAUGUGCUGAGGGCGAGUUUGCGUGGAUGA